GGAGCGGAAGCGGGGCCAUGCGGGAGGCAGCAUGGCGACAGCCGGCAAGAGGAGCCUGGGGGAGCUGAGCGUGGAUGAGUUCCUCACGGCCGGGUUUGGGUCGGAACCUGAGGGCGGUUCGGAGGAGGAGGACGCCAGGCCCAGCAAGGGAACCGCGGCCCGGAGGCGGCGGAGCGGGAAGGCGGCGGAGGGGAAGGGCCCGGCGGCUGUGAGGAAGAAGGGAAAGGCAUCUGAACAUAAAGAUCAGCUCUCCCGGCUGAAGGACAAAGAUCCUGAAUUUUACAAGUUUUUGGAGGAAAACGAUCGCACGUUGCUGAAUUUUGAUGCUUCAGACAGUUCUGAGGAGGAGGAGGAGAAGUUUCAUGUACCACCUGAUACACUGGAGGAAGCAAGUGAUGAAGAUGAAGAAGAUGAUGAAGAAGAGGAAAAAGUCAAACGGAAGAGAGUCAGUCUCAUCCCUGUGAGCCUGAAAAUGGUUGAACGAUGGAAAAAAUGUGCGGAGAGAAACCUAACACCAAAACUUUUCCAUGAAAUCACUCAAGCCUUCAAAGCAGCUGUAGCAACCACCAAAGGAGAUCAUGGGGCUGAUCCCAGCAAGUUUCAAGUCACUGAUGCUUCAGUGUUCAAUGCCCUUGUGUCCUUCUGUAUCCGGGACCUCUUCCACUACCUGCAGGAGCUGCUUCUUCUGAAAACCCCAAAGAACAAACUAAAAUUGGUUCUCCCUUCCACCAGCCCACUCUGGAGCAAGCUGCGACAGGACAUAAAAGUGUUCCUCAGCUCUACCAUCCAGCUCCUCUCCUGUUUAACAGAAGCCUCAGUUGGUGCAGCAGUCCUUCAGCAUGUCAUUUCCACAGUGCCUUAUUACUUGUCCUUUCCCAAGCAGUGCCGUGCACUCCUCAAGCAAACAAUUAAUUUGUGGAGCACAGGUGAGGAAACAGUGAGAGUACUGGCCUUCCUUGUGCUGAACAAGAUCUGUCGCUACAAGAAAGAGCUGUACCUAAGUCCUCUGCUCAAGCAAAUGUACAUUGCAUUUGUGAGGAACUCCAGAUUCACCUCUCCCAACGUUCUGCCCAUGAUCAACUUCAUGCAGAGAUCCCUGACAGAGAUGUAUGCCCUGGACACACACAUCUCUUACCAACAUGCCUUCAUCUACAUCCGCCAGCUGGCCAUCCACCUGCGCAGUGCCAUGACCAUAAAGAAGAAGGAGAAUUUUCAGUCUGUUUAUAACUGGCAGUACAUCCACUGCCUGUAUUUCUGGUGUCGGGUUCUCAGCACCAUCUACCCCAGUGAGGUCAUGGAGCCACUGAUCUAUCCCUUGACACAGGUCAUCAUUGGCUGUAUAAAGCUGGUCCCAACGGCUCGUUUCUACCCCCUGCGUAUGCACUGCAUCCGUGCACUUACCCUGCUGUCUGAGAACACCAGGACCUUCAUCCCAGUGUUGCCAUUUAUCCUGGAGGUUUUCCAGCAAGUGGAUUUUAACAAGAAGCCAGGACGUAUGAGUGUUAAACCUAUAAACUUUGCAGUCAUCUUAAAACUUUCCAAUGCCAACCUGCAGGAGAAAGCCUUCAGAGAUGGACUCCUUGACCAGCUCUAUGACCUGAUGCUUGAGUAUCUCCACUGCCAAGCCUGCAGCAUUGGAUUCCCAGAGCUGGUUCUCCCCACUGUCAUUCAGCUAAAAUCUUUCCUGAAGGAAUGCAAGGUUGCCAACUACUGCAAGCCCAUCAGGCAGCUCCUGGAGAAGCUGCAGGAAAAUGCUGCCUACAUCACCAGCAGACGUCAGAAAGCUGCCUUUGGAGUGGCCAGCAGGGAGGCUGUGAAACAAUGGGAGAAGCAGGUGAAAGAGGAGGGGACCUCUGACCAAGUAUUAGCUCAGUGGAAGAAGCUGAGAGAGAAGGAGAUACUGGAAAUCAGUGGCAAAGAAAGACUUGAAGAUUUGAACUUCCCAGAAAUUAAGCGUAGGAAGCCAGAUGAAAGGAAGGAAGAGGACAAGAAGGAAUUCAAGGACCUCUUUGAGCUGGACAGUGACUCUGAUGAGGAGAAUGUUGGAUUUCCUAUAAAAGGUAAAGGCAAAGCCAAGGAGGUGUCAGAUGAGAGCUCCGAAGCAAGCAGCAAAGAGUAUGGUGAGGAUGAUGAUGAAGAAGAAGGGGAGUACAAAAUCGAGGAUGAGGAGGAGGAAUUAGAAGAAAACAGUGACUCUGAUGAGGAAGGACAGGAAGCUGCUCAGCUGUCCCCAGGGUCACAGAAGCAGAAGAGCUGCAGACGGGGGAUGUCACGCUCUGACCUGGAGCAGCUGGCCCAGGGAGAGGAGGACAUCGUGGAGGAUCUGACCCUCUCAGAUGAUGACUGAGCCCCCUCCCAACCCCCUGCCCCCCUCCCAGUACUGCUGCCCACUGGAUCCCCCAGCACCUGCAGAUGGGGCUCAGAGGUGGUAAGAGGUGGGGAGCACAGUGGGUGGGAGCCCAACCCCAGAUGCCACCAAGGACUCUUCUGAGUGACACAGCAGAGACACUGCUUGGACUUUUGAAAGGGUGUUUUUGUUUGUUUGGGUGCAUUCUUUUUGGUCAGGUUUUGGGUUUUUUUAAUACCAGUUAUGUUUUUGUAAAAUUGUGGUCACAUCAAAGCCAGCAAAAACUGCUCAGCAUGGGUAAUAAAAAGUCCUCAUUAAAAAUCUGUGGCUUUAAACAGCACAGGGUUCAGUUUCAGCACCUGUUGGAGCCUGAGUGAGCUGCCCAAGGGGCAGGACAACUUCUGUAUAAGUCCCAGCCAGCCCUGUGGCCCCGUGUUUUGCUUUGGAGUCCUCACCAACCCCUCCUUUUGGCCAAGAAGUUUUUGGGAGUCUUUGGAGCUGUGGAUCUCCCCUGCAACAUCAGCACCUCAGUCAGUUCCAUCCAGCUGGCUGGAGGCAGAAGAAUUUAACAUCAAGUAAGUGCCUAAGGAUAUGGAGGGGAGGGUGGGAGGUUGUGAUGGAAGGAGCAAGAGGCAAAACCUAAUAAUGUAGGAAACACUUUCCUGAGGUGAUUGAUGGCUGCUGAAUUUACAUGGGAUACAUUUGUGUAGCAAAGGAUAAGUGAGCCCAGGCUGUGUAACAGAACUGAGAUCAAACAAUGUGACAUAAAAGCCACCUCUUCCUAAGGCCAAUCCCAGCUGCUGGUGGUGAACACAAUUUGGGGCUCUCAGCCUUUCCUCAGGACCCCACAGGCAACCUCUGCAUCACCUGGGGAGCUUCUGGGUGCAGCUCCUGUGUCCUCCUGCAGCAGUGCUGCUUCUGGGAGGGCACUGCACAGAGCCAGGUGGGUGACAUCUGGUGAGAGCACUGUUGGUUUACAGGACUGGCAACUUAGAAAAGAUGCACUUUUCUUUGGAAAAUAAAUCAGAAGUAGAGGGUAUUUGCUGAGAGAGGUAAGGAAAGUAAAGUAUUCUUAGGGCCUGAGAGAAUCCUGAACAUUAACUGUGCCUGUCGAGAGCAUUAUUAUUUGUUAAUGCAGAUCUUUUUUAAGAAAAGAAGAUAAAAGGCCAGGACUAAAUGUGAUUUCUUCUUCUCUGCCACCAUGCAGUGAGGUCAGCAGCAGUCUCUCAGCACUAGGGGUGCCCAAGCUGCCUGCACAGACUGGGGCAUCUCUGCCUUGUGCCCUGCAUCCAUGGUCCCUUUCAGGCAU
This is a messenger RNA of Calypte anna (Anna's hummingbird), 3656 nucleotides long. RefSeq names its product NOC2 like nucleolar associated transcriptional repressor (gene NOC2L). Gene Ontology annotation, molecular function: transcription corepressor activity; histone binding. The record is from RefSeq and is a predicted model, not a curated record. Gene Ontology annotation, biological process: ribosomal large subunit biogenesis; negative regulation of transcription by RNA polymerase II. Gene Ontology annotation, cellular component: nucleolus; Noc1p-Noc2p complex; Noc2p-Noc3p complex. NCBI's taxonomy places the organism in Eukaryota, Metazoa, Chordata, Aves, Apodiformes, Trochilidae.